Gossypium raimondii (Peruvian cotton) is the source of this 753-nucleotide messenger RNA. RefSeq lists its product as uncharacterized. The record is from RefSeq and is a predicted model, not a curated record. Lineage: Eukaryota; Viridiplantae; Streptophyta; Magnoliopsida; Malvales; Malvaceae. The transcript has a single exon. Bases 1 to 753 code for a protein of 250 amino acids.
AUGUGCAGAUCUGCGGAUUAUUACGACUUUCGCUCCGGCGAUCAAAGUCUUCUGAAGAUCAAAGCUUUCUUCGUUCGAUUUUCGGGUUUCGAUUCAUGUGCCGACCCGUUAUCCGAUUCGCUCACUCUACUCUUCCCACCAAGAAUCAAUGACACGGCGCGGCUAGAAAUUUCCGGCUCCAUUAUCCGAUCCGGUUCUCCCGCGUUCGUGACACUCCAUCGAUUGGUGAAAUUGAAGACGAGGGACGGAGAGGCGAUAUAUGGGAGCAGGGAGCGGGUUCGGGCCGGGGAUAGGGUCCGGUUCGAGGUUUACUCGAGAGAGGAAAAGGUGUUGAACGGGGUUUUAAGGAGAGAAGAAGAAAAGUGGAAAAUGGAAUGCAAGUGCGCGCUGGAGAGUGGCAAUACCGAAAUGAUAGGCGGUAAAGCGGCGGUUGCGGACGUUUGCGUGGCGGUGGAGGGAGACCUGGCGAUGGGGGAGAGGGUGGAGAUGGUAGUGAGGAAGUGUAGAAAAAACAGGAGGGUGGGGUUCGAUCAGCUGGAGGAUAUUCCAGAGGAGAGAGAAGGAGAAAGUGAAAGGGACGGUGGAUUCUGUUGCAGUUGUGGAGAAGCGGACGGUGGGGGAGAAGAGGUGGAUAUAGAAGCGGCGGGUGUAAGCUGGGCCUUUGAUGUGGGCAUUUGGAUCAUGUGCUUCGGGGUUGGAUAUUUUGUUUCUAAAGCCACUGCCAAAAGCUUGAGGCGCAUGCGAUUACUUUGA